UUAUGCUGUCGAGAUUCUAAGAGUUCACUUUCCGAGAAUUGCUGGAGGACACUUCGUGGAAACACAACAGGUGGAUUUUUAAGAAUUUCACCGUAGCGGUAGACUAUAUGGCUAGAUUGAAUUAUAAGAUUCUUCUUUUUAUAGACUGUUUGUCUUAUACGGACAUGUUUUUUUCUUCUAAAAUGCUGUUAUGAACCAUUAACUCUAUAGGUCUAUUAACAUUAUGCCUGUUUGCUUGUUGGUUUAUUAGAGGAGCCUACUUGUCAAACCUACUCUCUGGACAUUAGUUACUGACAAUUGUUUAAAAUGAUGUGUUACAGGUGAAUGUGUGAGUGCGUUCUUAAGGGAAAGCUUAUGUGACGUUUUUAUCUCAUUAACGUAAUCCUAUUGUAAGUGUUGACAGCGUCGGCCUGUGCACUUUGACAUCUGAUUUAAGUUUUCAUCUUUCAUUCAUUUGUGGUCAGUCUGGUAUGAUUAGGUCUACGUUUCAUUUUUUUUGGAGUGUCUUCUUUUCACAAUGAGAAAGGAGUUGUUGCAUUCAAGUGUGAAUAUUUAAUCUUAAACGCAUUAAGAUUGUUGCUUCCGAGGACAAGUCCUGGGUCAAAGCAGGCUCUUAGUUUCAUCAGCAGGCACUGCAGGCCAUCUUGUGUUAGGUGGUAGAAUGCUGAAAUGAAAGCAAUAGUGUAACCAAAGCGAACCUAAAGGGUGAUCAAGAAGUGGUCAUUGGUUGUUCAAAUAAUACCUCUGCAGACUAAUAGAAAUAUUUCUUGUUUCAUAUUAAGAUAUGUGUGUAAUUGUGUAUGGUUUUAUGUUCAUUUAAUGUGAACUUCUCUGGAGAAAAUGUUAGAGGAUGGUGGCUUUUCCAUUGAAUCAGCACUCUAGUUCUAUGUCAUAAAAACCAUAGCAUAGGACUAAUUGUGCCUAGUAAGGUGGGAUGCUGAUGCAUGAGCUUGCACCAUUUUAAACAAGCAGUAGUUCAUCAGUGUAGCUUUGAAGAAAGGCAACCAUCUAAUUGUCAGAAAUGGCUUUGUGUUCGUAGGGUCAUUCAUCCCUUCACUCAGAGUGAAAUUUAGUGGUAAAAUUCAUGACUAUGACUCGUGAAAUGUAUUUGCACAACAUGUCUCUUUGUUAAAAUGCACUGCAAUGUAAAAUGGUGAAGACAAUGUAUAGUAUGCUAUUCUAUUUCAACCACUGACCCGUAUGUAAGUAUCAUUGAUUUCAACAUAAGCAUAUGAAGUAUGGUAUGUUAGUGUGUACGUUUCAGUGGGAACUAACUAUUUGGCAUCUUUCAUUGAGUCAACAAACACCUUCAUCCUUCUAAUGAAGGCCUGCUAAGUUCAUGUAAAUGACCCCCACUUUUUGUGACUGCAGAUCUGGCACCAUGGCCAAUAGUGCGGAUGGCUGUAUACAGUUUACGCGGCAUGCUGGAGAUGUGCUGUUCAACCUCAACCGUUUACGCAGCCGAAAUAUCAUGACAGAUGUAACUGUAACUGUAAACGGCCAGCAGUUCAGGACUCACAAGGCAGUUCUCAUGGCAUGCAGUGGACUCUUCUACACCCUGUUCACCAGUUCUGACAAAAGGAACUCGAGCACCAUUACUCUGGACCCCGUUGUAGACUCGGUGGGUUUCUCGGCAGUACUAGACUUCAUGUACACCUCCUGCCUAACCCUGAAGGACAGCUGCAUCCUCUCUGUCCUCACCACAGCCAUAUACCUCCAAAUGGACCACGUAGUGGAAACAUGUCAAAGAGUCGCCAAGGCCAGGGGCUUACAUAAACACCAGCAAAGGGAGGCGGACUUCACACGGAUCAGUUGGUUUCCCCAGGAUCCCUCUGCUCCUCCCGUGCUGGCUAAUGGCACUAAUGCCUCCCUCUCUGGCCACGGCCGUGCUCUUGGCCAUAUCUAUAGACACGUCCCCAUUCCCGUAAUGCCGGUGACCCCUUACUGGCAAAUCCGGGACCACAGCAGAGCAUCUAGAACUUCUCCUCCCUCCCCUUCUGAUGCAAGCGUUUCUGGAAAGAGGGGCUCUCCCCUUCUGCUCGAGAACAAGGACCUUAGACGGCCUAUCUCACCUCCGUCAUCCACCGACAAUCACCGAGGGCUGCCGUGGCCCAUGGCUCACACUAGACUGGUGCAUGGCCACCACACACACGCGCGGGAACCUGACGGCGGCGAGGAGAUAAAGAGGGUGAAGCGGGACGAGAACGAGAACGAGGAGCAGGAUGAUCUUCUUCUGCGGAGUCCUCACAGGUCAGACUGCCAACCCAGCUCUCCAAUGGAGUCAAGCAGCUGCAGCAACGAGGUGCAGUCUACCUCCUCUUCCUCCUCCUCCUCCUCCUCCUCGCCUGCUCCACCCAGUCCUCUCCACAUACACAGAGAAGCAAAAGUGCACAACUGGAAGAAGCACAGGUUCAUUGUUUUGAAUGCCUCUCAAGAGGACGGGCAGUACAAUGAGAAAUGUACCUCAGAGAGAAGCCUAAAAGAGAGGAUGGAACAGGACGACCAGGCCGAGAAAGACAAUUGGUUUAAUAACCACAGCAGGGAAGCUGAAGACGGCCAAAGAUUUGAGCCUGUAAAACCACUAGAAGAGAGUUCCAAAUCAAGUUAUGUUGUAUCAGAGCAUGUUCCAAACCUGCGCAGAGAAGAUGACUCCAAUACCACAGAGAGAGACCCACACUCUCCUCAGGAUCGUGGUGCUAAACUACACAAAUGUGAACACUGUUCUGCAACAUUCAGCUGCAAAGGAAACCUGACGAACCACAGAUCACUGCAUACAGGUGAGAAACCGUACCGUUGUUCGGUGUGUGGAGCUCAGUUCAACAGACCAGCUAACCUCAAGACCCACAGUCGUAUCCACUCAGGCGAAAAGCCCUACAAAUGUGAAACUUGCGGUGCUCGGUUUGUUCAGGUGGCGCACCUCAGGGCCCAUGUGCUCAUCCACACAGGUGAAAAGCCCUACCCCUGUGAUGUAUGUGGCUCUCGCUUUCGUCACCUGCAGACCCUGAAGAGUCACAAGCGUAUACAUACAGGAGAGAAGCCCUAUCAGUGUGAUCACUGCAAUUUACCCUUUCGCCACAAGAGUCAGCUGAGGCUUCACCUGCGGCAGAAGCACGGCGUUGUGACCGCCAGCGGGAGGAUGCCGCUCCUCAAAUCCAGCAGCGCCCCCUACUGUUCAACAGGCAACAUCCUCCACCCCUGAUACUCACUGGUUAUUCUAUCAUUUUCUGUUUAUAUCUUUCAAGUGUAAAGAAAUCCCGCACUCUGUCCAUUCCACCAACAAACUUUAAUACAACAUUUCGGUCAUCCGACCUUCUUACCUGAAGAAGACGUAUUAAAGUUUGUUGGUGGAAUGGACAGUGUGUGGGAUUUCUUUACACUUGAAUGACAACCCCACUGGGAUAAUAUCCUACGCACCUGCCCAACUAUAGAGGUGUGCAAAAGCGUCUUUUUGAACUGUUUAUAUCUUUACCUCUGGUCAGAUAUGUGAUGGAUUUAUAUUGAGUUGGGAUCUUCAGAGGGUCCAUUUACAUUUGACUUUGACUACUCCAUGUGUCUGGUUUACACAUGCUUGAGCAUUUUCUAUUUUUACUGCUGAAAGAGAUUAGUUGUUUUUUACAAUGUAAAUAGAGGUACUUUUAUUUCCCUACUUUUUAGGUUGUGUAUAAAAGACUGGAAUAUGUGUAAUUUAUGAAAGAUGUUUUUGUAUUACUACUUGACAAACGACUAUUUAAGUCAGGUGUACUGUAUUCGGUGUUCAUAUGGUUUUGCUGGCUACGUUCAUACUACCCAAGUUUUGGGUGUUUAAACUCACUGUGACGUUGUCCUUUGUUUACAUGCAGCCUUGUAUUCGGAUGAGGUAACAGUGUUUACAACAUGUGCACAUUGCCCUCAGCGAUGGGCUGGCUCACUCACAACACACCAGUAAGAGUCAGUAUGAUGUAAUGUAAUGCAAUUCCCAUGCACCAAGUGCUGUACUGCGAUGUAUAUAUUUUUUAACACAGCUGUACUGCGAUGUAUAUAUAUUUUUAACACAGUUGCAUUGUGUAAAGUCUCAGGGAUGUUUAUUUUUGUACAGCGCUGGCAACAGUAGUAUACAGUUUUGACAUGGCGUCUUCGUGUGGUCGAUUGCUCCACGGCCUCUUCUUUAUUUUUUUAAUGUUUGUGUUAUGGACAACCAUUGUAAGGAACGCCAUGAAAGCUAUUUUUAUGCCAUAUCCGCUAAACAUGAGUCUACAGUCAUCUUCAUGUGUUAUAAAUAAAUACAUUAAUGCUGCA
Engraulis encrasicolus (European anchovy) is the source of this 4275-nucleotide messenger RNA. RefSeq names its product BCL6A transcription repressor b (gene bcl6ab). The transcript has 8 exons. Gene Ontology annotation, cellular component: nucleus. Lineage: Eukaryota; Metazoa; Chordata; Actinopteri; Clupeiformes; Engraulidae. Gene Ontology annotation, molecular function: protein binding; DNA-binding transcription factor activity, RNA polymerase II-specific. The coding region runs from base 1346 to 3199 and encodes 617 amino acids. The record is from RefSeq and is a predicted model, not a curated record. Gene Ontology annotation, biological process: regulation of transcription by RNA polymerase II.